Molecule: messenger RNA, 624 nt
Organism: Symbiodinium necroappetens
Lineage: Eukaryota; Dinophyceae; Suessiales; Symbiodiniaceae
Source: the annotation of a GenBank genome assembly
AUGAGAGGUGUCGACAUCGCAGCUCAGACUUCAGAGGCCUCUGAGGCGGACUUCAAGGAGCCAGGGUACGCAAAGAGCCUCGGCGUGGAGCUUGAGAAGGAUGUCGACCUGGUCUGGGUUGCUAGGGAGGCCUUUGAAGCUCCGCUACCGGCAAGCUGGUCCGAACACCUGGACCAGGAGCGACGCAUUUACUUCUUCAAUCAGGUGACACAGCAAAGCAGCUGGAAUCAUCCCAUGGACGAGGUCUUCCGGGACUUGAUCCAUCUCAUCAAGUCAGUCAGGAGGCUGGAUCCGCCCGAAGCCUCGGUGGUUGAAGCCGUUCAGACGCACCUCCAAAGUUGCCACGACAGAGCUUCGGCGGCCCUGGAGGGAUGGAGUGGGCCCUAUGCCGCCGAAGACGGCGAGUACUUCUACCACGCGGAGCAGGGUGCCAGCACCUGGCACAACCCCGUGGAAGAGUGGCAGACGGAGCUUUCCGUUCGUCAGCAGGCACCUGGGCCAGGCUUGGGCUUGGGGGAUCCGCGCGGUGGAGCAUCGCCCAGGUGCUCCACCGCUGUCUGCUCCACGAGAGCCCUCCCAGCAAGGUGGGGGAAGUUCAGCUUUCUGGUCUGCUGGUACUUGUAG